This is a messenger RNA of Trichophyton rubrum CBS 118892, 1083 nucleotides long. RefSeq lists its product as uncharacterized. Lineage: Eukaryota; Fungi; Ascomycota; Eurotiomycetes; Onygenales; Arthrodermataceae. The coding region runs from base 1 to 1083 and encodes 360 amino acids. The record is from RefSeq and is a predicted model, not a curated record. Gene Ontology annotation, molecular function: methyltransferase activity. The transcript is spliced from 9 exons.
AUGGAGUCCAAAGAACAGUCUCGCGGAGGCUGCGGGACGCUGGGGGCUCACUCGGCAGUGGAGAGUACUAGCACGAGCAGCCCUACUGUGUUGCCGUUGGAGGUCGAUGACGAUCACGAAAGCGACUAUUCCGAUGAGCUGUAUGCAUCAACUUGCUCUCUCUCUCUCUCUCUCUCUUUCUUUCUUGCCGUUCUUCUCAUGCGGUCAAAGUACUCAGCCUCUCUGACAUCCAGUGUUGUCGAUUAUCCCGUUGUGCAUGGGCGAAGAUACCACGCCUACUGUCGGGGCAGAUAUCUGUUCCCCAAUGACGAGCAGGAGAACGAAAGACUGGACAUCCACCAUGCGCUCAUCGACACCCUCUUGCAUGGCCGGCUCCAUAUGGCCCCUAUCAGCAAGGAUCCCCAACGGGUACUCGAUUUAUGCACCGGAACCGGCAUAGUCAUAGGGAACGAUCUAAGCCCUACUCAACCUUCUCUCGUGCCCCCGAAUCUGAAAUUCAUCGUUGACGACGUCGAGGAUGAAUGGGGCUACGAAGGCAGUCCCUUCGACUACAUCCACGGCCGCUUCCUGAUCGCAUCCAUCAGAGACUGGCCACGGCUAAUAAAGCAGGCCUUCACGUGCACGAAACCCGGAGGAUGGGUUGAGUUCCAGGACUGGGACGGCACUAUCCGCAGCGAUGACGAUACGUUAAAGGGAAGCCACCUAUUCCAACUGCAGGAAACAGUUAAAGAGGCGUUCAUUGAGAUGGGCAUCAACGCGAACCCAGGUGCUGAAUGCAGUAGCUGGCUCAAGGACGCCGGGUUCACUAACAUCACCACUCAGAAAUAUAAGGUCCCGCUUGGGACGUGGCCGAAGGAUAAGCACUUGAAGACUGUAGGUGCAUAUAACUUGCUUCAACACACCGAGGGACUAGGGGGUAUUGCCAAUCUGCCUUUGAUCAAAAAGGGCUGGCAACCGGAGGAGAUUGAGGUCCUUUUGUCAAAAACGCGGGAAGAUCUAAGAAACCGUUCUAUUCAUUCGUAUUUCAAUUUUUAUGUCGUAUACGGUCAGAAACCUAAUGCUACGUCGGCUACGGGAGGGUGA